Molecule: messenger RNA, 1191 nt
Organism: Amblyraja radiata (thorny skate)
Lineage: Eukaryota; Metazoa; Chordata; Chondrichthyes; Rajiformes; Rajidae
Gene: tmub2
Product: transmembrane and ubiquitin-like domain containing 2
Exons: 4
Coding region: 233-1183 (316 amino acids)
Biological process (GO): ERAD pathway
Molecular function (GO): protein binding
Source: RefSeq, a predicted model, not a curated record
ACGAGGGCGCAGUUUGCAGUGACGUUGAGCGCAGUGUGUGUGUGUUGAUGGUGGCGGUGGCGGCGGCGCAGGCCGGGAGGAAUCUGCUGAGCCGACAUUUCGCAGCGCCCCGGGAAUAUGGUGUCAGGGCACAGGAGAGUCCAGGACCAAGGGCCGUAAACAUAAGCGCUAUCCAGAAGUGAUGUCAGAAAGCAUUUCUUCAUAGAAAAGAUUUUUUGAGCAUUUUCUAUAAAUGGACCCCAGCAGUAUGUCAUUCAUUGAAGGAGUUGGUGAUGAAGUUACAGUCCUGUGCGGAAUAGUCUUCUUGGUUCUGGCACUUGUUCUUGCCUGGCUCUCCACACAUGUUGCUGAUCGUAGUGAUCAAAUAUUCGGGACCAUUGUCACAACGGGGAACACUUCAUUAGUCAGGCUGAGCAGCGUCGAGCGAUACGUGGUAAAUGCAGCAGCACCCGAGGCAGAUGAAGCCCAGUCAGCAUCUGCCCCUGCUGAACAAAAGCCAGAGGAAGAAAAUGAUUCUGGGCUUGGAGCAUCGCCUGGAAACAAUGGACCCACCAAUGAGCAGGUGCCAGUCGAAGGGGCUUCCGGUUUAACCGAUGCAAAUAUCGAUCCUCUUUUAAACAUACAGGGUCUGCGCAAGCGAACGUCAACCAGUGGGAUUAGUACUGAUGAGGGACUGGACCCUGCAAUGCUUGAGAACUGUAAUGCUCGUACACUCACAGUGGAUAGUGUUGAAGAGGGUGAAGGGCAAAUUAAAGUGAGGCUGAAAUUUUUAAAUGACACUGAAGAGGUUGCACGAGUAAAACCAGAAGAUACUAUUGGAUUUCUAAAGAGCAAAUAUUUCCCAGGACGAGAGCAGCAAAUGAAGUUCAUUUACCAAGGCCAGCUUCUGCAAGAUCAGUCCCGCACUCUUGGAUCACUCAACAUCACAGAUAACUGUGUCAUCCAUUGUCACAUUUCACAAACUUCAUCCUCCCCAGGCCCUGCUGUUUCUUCUAUGGUGGAGCAGAACCAAGCCGCCCUUAAUGUGGGUAAUCUGAUGAUCCCAGUUUUUGUCAUCAUGCUUGCUGUAGUCUGGUACUACCGCAUUAACUACCGUCAGUUCUUCACUGCGCCAGCCACAGUUUCCCUGGUUGGUGUUACCGUUUUCUUCAGUUUUCUCGUGUUUGGCAUUUAUGGUCGAUAAAGGCACAU